Mollisia scopiformis is the source of this 997-nucleotide messenger RNA. RefSeq lists its product as uncharacterized. Bases 201 to 635 code for a protein of 144 amino acids. The transcript has 2 exons. Lineage: Eukaryota; Fungi; Ascomycota; Leotiomycetes; Helotiales; Mollisiaceae. The record is from RefSeq and is a predicted model, not a curated record.
CUACAACCUCACGUCUCUUUCACAUGAAAGACACCGAACCCUUUUCAGCUGUCAUUCAGGGCGCGUAUUUUGGGAUCAUGCUCUGUUCAUUUCUCAUCUGACCUUUUCUUUUCUUCUAUUAUUAAUAUUCACGUUCUGAUUCUCGUUUUCUGUCACUACUGCAAAUCAUUCUUCGCAAUCAAAGAAGAGAGCGAGUCGAAAUGUCGGAAGCGAUUCCCAUCAUCUUGUGCGGUAAAUCGCCUCAGAUCGCAACGGGAGUUAAGAAUAGUCUCAUGCCCGAAUAUGAUGUCAUCCACAUAAUCCUCACUCCCUCCGCCGGCAUCACAGAAAUCCCCUCUAUCCUCUCUGGCUCGGACCUCGACUCAAACGACAACAUCGGAUCUCAGAACUACUCCAAACCGGCCCAAGCCGUAGUUACGGGCGCAGGAUACGACGAGGAAGCGGUGGAGAAGAUGAGGAAAGCUUGUUCGGCGAAAGGAGGAAGUCGGGUGCCGUGGUUGAGACCGGAUACUAGUAUUCCGACACCACCGCUAGGACCGAAGUAUGGAGAGGCGAUGGUGAGGAGAGUGAAGGGUUGUUUGAGAGAAUUGGAGGAGGAGGGGAGGAUGGAGGGUGAUGGGGUUUAUUUUUACUAGUGUGUUUUGCUUUGAAUUGUGUGUUGGUGCUGGGUAUUACUUUGGCAUUGGUCGGGAAAGUCGCAAAUUGGCUCACUGGACGACAUGCUUGCUGUGUUUAAUGAUUCUCCUGCAACAUUCCCCCUUUUCUAAUGAUAUUGUUACGUGGCAUUGUUCUGACCUGGACUUUUUCGCUCUUUAUUUCCAUUCUUACUCGAGAACUAGGACAAAGAGAUCUAGUGAGCUGAGAGAAAAUUAUUUUUAGCAAGUCGCUUUGUGGUCCUAUUUUGUAAGCUUAUUUCUGGUGUACAAGUGUAUUGUGCCCAUAUUGUGUGGGCUUUGUUAUGUCCAAGUCAGAGGACGUGUCCGGAGGCACGUGCGGC